AAAAGGUGCCGAAACACCAGGAGCAGCGGAGCCGCAGUCCGCCCUGCUCCGGUAGGGGAGACGACACCACGGAGCUGAACCGGGACAUGACUGAUAGCAACUAGAGCUAAGUAUCAGCUUCCUCUGGGGAAAGGUACAACUGGACGUAGAGGGCACAUCAAAUAUAUUUAUAUUUACAUUUAGUUUUUUACAAGAGAGGUCGCGAGCUAAAACAGCCGCGUUCGCUUACAGCAACGACACUGCACGGAGCUUCUGCCAGAAGGACUCGGUCAACUUUAGGCUCAUCAUUUUGUCAAGUGUUUUUAGGCGGAAGUUCACAACUUUCUCAGGGUGGAAUCUUAACUGCACACCAUCAGGCGUUGUUCACGGGACUCGAACAUGUUAGUAAAUGACCCACUGUUGGGUGGCCCGCUGGAUAACGGCAGGCUACGCGAAGACAAGUGAGACCGCGCGCGCUCGGAGGGCUCACACAUGAGCGAACUCGGACCGUAACACCGGCAUGGAGCUCUUUUCCAGGACGCUCGCGCACCUUUGAACACUUGUCGUAGCAUUCUUGCUAGGGAGUGCUAUUAUAGUAGUUUUUUGUAUAGCUUUUUUUAAAAUUAGGGCUUUUACCGCAUACAAAGUAGUAAAACUCCUCGAAGACAUCUUACGGCACCCUCCAACUGCCCCCCCCCCUCCAACAAACCCCUCCGCCCCGGGACCAUGGAGUCCGCCUCGCGGAACAGCUGCGUCUGGAGACGGACUUUCCUCGUGCUGUGGCUGUGCGCGCUCGUGGCGCGGGGAGCGGAGGAUGGCGGCACCUUCAACUCAGAGUCAUGGCUGAGGAUGUACGGUUACCUGCCCCAGGCCAGCAGACAGAUGUCCACCAUGCGAUCGGCUCAGAUUCUGUCCAAUGCGAUCAGCGACAUGCAGCAGUUCUACAGCCUGGAGGUCACUGGACAGAUGGACCCUCAGACCAUCAGCGCCAUGAAGAGACCCCGAUGUGGCGUGCCCGACAAGUUUGGGGGCCAGAUCAAAACCAACGUGCGGCGGAAGCGCUACGCCCUCACGGGACAUAAAUGGAACAAGAGCCACCUCACUUACAGCAUCCAGAACUACACUCCCAAGAUCGGGGAGUACAACUCAUACGAAGCCAUCCGUCGGGCAUUCAACAUUUGGGCGAAGGUGACCCCAUUGACCUUCGACGAGAUUCCCUACCAAGAGAUCAAAUACGGACGCCGGAAGGAGCCCGACAUCAUGAUCUUCUUCGCCUCGGGUUUCCAUGGAGACAGCUCUCCUUUUGAUGGGGAGGGAGGCUUCCUAGCUCACGCCUACUUCCCCGGACCCGGAAUGGGCGGGGACACCCACUUUGACUCGGAUGAACCAUGGACCAUAGGAAACCAGAACAUACAAGGUAAUGACCUCUUCCUGGUGGCGGUCCACGAGCUGGGUCACGCCCUGGGUUUAGAGCACUCCGACAACCCGCUGGCCAUCAUGGCUCCCUUUUACCAAUGGAUGGAGACGGAGAACUUCCAGUUGCCCGAGGACGACCAUCGAGGCAUACAGCAGAUUUAUGGUCAACCAGGCGGCGGCCCCACCCAGGCACUGCCCACCGUGACACCCCGUCGACCGGAGCCCAGGCCGCCUCAGACACCUCCUCGGCACCCUGACCGCCCCAGGACCACCGAAAGACCAGAUCACUACGGACCCAACAUCUGUGAAGGGAACUUUGACACGGUCGCCGUGCUCCGGGGAGAGAUGUUCGUCUUCAAGGGCCGUUGGUUCUGGCGGGUGCGCAGGAACAGGGUUCUGGAUAACUACCCCAUGCCCAUCGGCCACUUCUGGAGGGGUCUGCCCGGAGACAUCGACGCUGCCUACGAGAGACACGACGGCAGGUUCGUCUUUUUUAAAGGAAAUAAAUUCUGGCUUUUCCGGGAGGCUAACCUGGAACAGGGCUAUCCAAUGGAGCUGGUUGAUUACGGUCAAGAUAUUCCCUACGACCGGAUUGACACAGCCAUCUGGUGGGAGCCAUCCGGCUACACGUACUUCUUCCAAGGAGACUGGUACUGGCGCUUCAACGAGCAGUCGCGCUUGGCCGACCGAGGCUACCCGAAACCAAUCAACGUCUGGGGGUCGUCGGUGCCCUCCUCUCCCAAGGGGGCCUUCCUCAGUGAUGAUGGCGCGUACACCUUCUUCUACAAGGGUUCCAAGUACUGGAAGUUUGACAACCACCGCAUGAAGAGCGAACCGGGCUACCCCAAGUCCAUCCUGAGAGACUUCAUGGGCUGCAGCGUGGACCUGGACCCCGACAGAGACAGAGAGACGGACGCGGACGCAGGACGCAAGCAACCGGACUUGAACCGCCCGCCGGUGAACCCGGACGCGGACGUAGACAAGGGCAGAGAGCGCGAGGGGACGGACGGCGGCGCAACAGACAAGGACACGGGCAAGGGGUCGGACAACGGCAAAGACGAAGACCACCGCGAGGGCCGCGAGGAGGACACCAACGAGGUGGACGUGGUGCUGAAGGUCGACGACAGCGAGGAGCGGACCAUGAACAUCCUGAUGGUGACCAUCCCGCUUGUCCUGGUGCUGUGCAUCCUGGGACUGAUCUACGCCAUCAUCAACACGCUGCAGAGCAAGGGGGCGCCACGGCUGCUGGUGCACUGCAAGCGCUCGCUGCAAGACUGGGUCUGACCCCUUGAACUCAUGGGGACUCUGAACUUUGAACUUAAAUCGGACCAUAGACACCUCCCCCAUCCCCACCCUCCAAUCCAGGCCUCCUCACAGUGAUCCAUCCGUCUCAGCCGCUCCCACAGCUCUUAGUACACAUGGUAGUAGAUUCAAUACAGUACUGAUACACGCACACACAGACACACACAGACUAAAAGCAAGCGUGAUGUCUUACUUACACACACACACACACACACCACCCUAAACCUCCUCCUGUCUCCCUGGUGCUCUACAAUGCGUUGACUGUAGUCUAUUUAUAUGAGAGAAGUUUGCACAUUGUUUUUUCCUGUUUUCGUGUGACUUUUUGUUGUUAUUAUUAUUAUUAUUAUUAUUUCUAAACUAGGAAGGCCGUUCUAUUCUCUCUGCACCGCCUUCCUCCUUCCUAAUCUCAGUCGGGGCUUUUGUCCUCGCCGAUAACCUGACAUCUGCUCAUGCUGUCACCGUUGCAAGAACAAGAAAAAAAAGAAGACACCCGAGAGAGAGAGAGAGAGAGAGGGGGGGGGGGGGGGCACUCAAAGCAAAAGUCUUCUUCUAUACCUCUUCCCUUUGCUCUGCAGCGCAGUGUGUCGUGGCCAUGGGAGGGGGGUGAGAGAGGAAGAGGGUUUUGGUCACGUGGAGUUUGUUGCCGUUCAGGCACUGCUUUGGUUUUAAAGGAUAGUCCCAGUUUAUUACAACGUAGGUCUUAUUUGUUUCAAGUAAUGUUCUCAUUUUUAAUAAUAACACUCUUCUGAUCGGGUUAAUUGCUGAAAUCUGGGAAUGGGAAGACGUUGCCAGAAAGAUGUGGAUCCUCGAAUCUAUAAACAAAACCCGGGGUUAGCCAAACGUAUACUUUUUACCUAUUCAGUUUACAGACCAGCUUCCUGGUUUUAGUUUGACCCAUUGUACUUGCCGUAGUUGUAGCCACACAGUGUCACCUUCAAAUAAAGUGGUUUAGACCAUCCGUCUCACAUGGGGGUCUGUUUAUAGAAAUAGUUUGACAUGUUUGGAAAUACAAAUGUUCACUUUUUUCUGACCAGUUAGAUGAAGUCCAGUCAAUUGUAUUCAUAUGGCUUAAGGAUCUGUACAACACUCUCUUUGACCCUCGAUUGGGAAAAGGAAAAAUUGCUGUACAAAAUCUGUUCAUUACUAGCUGCUGAUAGGCAGAUGUUUCAGCAUUGGGCGGAGCUUUCCGUCCUAAAAUGCCGUUAUAAUAACAGUAGAACUCGUGGCUAUACAAAUAGGCCCAAUGUUGUAAUAAAUAGUAAUGAUCCUUUAAAUUCA
This is a messenger RNA of Cyclopterus lumpus (lumpfish), 3975 nucleotides long. It is a transcript of the gene mmp15b, whose product is annotated as matrix metallopeptidase 15b. Lineage: Eukaryota; Metazoa; Chordata; Actinopteri; Perciformes; Cyclopteridae. Gene Ontology annotation, cellular component: extracellular matrix. The coding region runs from base 706 to 2679 and encodes 657 amino acids. Gene Ontology annotation, biological process: proteolysis; extracellular matrix organization; collagen catabolic process. The transcript is spliced from 10 exons. The record is from RefSeq and is a predicted model, not a curated record. Gene Ontology annotation, molecular function: zinc ion binding; metalloendopeptidase activity.